Messenger RNA from Osmerus eperlanus (European smelt), 2691 nucleotides. RefSeq names its product protocadherin alpha-C2-like. NCBI's taxonomy places the organism in Eukaryota, Metazoa, Chordata, Actinopteri, Osmeriformes, Osmeridae. The record is from RefSeq and is a predicted model, not a curated record. Gene Ontology annotation, biological process: homophilic cell-cell adhesion. Gene Ontology annotation, molecular function: calcium ion binding. The transcript has a single exon. Gene Ontology annotation, cellular component: plasma membrane. Bases 235 to 2676 code for a protein of 813 amino acids.
GGGUCGCUGUUGGGCAGUUAAAUACACACGGCUGUGAUGCAAUGGCCACCAUGACAGUGCGUCAUAGGUAGUCAGAGAAUUAACAGUGGACUGCAAAAUACCGAUCCUUGUCUUCAUUUACAACGUCAGGUAACUUGGGAUACAGCUUUCCAUUCAACAUGAACUAUAUAUAGCCUAGUUUAAAUACAUUUUGAGAUAGCUAUAUUGCACAAAAGAGGGCAUAAAGAAACGGCAAUGGAUACGAACAUUAACGCUAGAAAAUGGCAGAGGUACGUCUCGGUUUUUCUUCUUUGCAUUGUCCUUCUUAACACAGUGUCUGCAGUUACGCACUAUUCUAUUCCAGAGGAAAAGGAGGAAGGAUCUGUUGUUGCAAACCUAGCAUCUGAUUUGGGUCUGGACGUUAAAACAUUGAAUAGAAGGCAAAUGCGACUGGAUGUUGUUGCCCCUAUAAAGUACCUGGAGGUUAACAAAGAAACGGGUGAACUGUACAUUUUACGGAAGAUGGAUAGAGAGCAUCUUUGCAGUUCUUCCAAAACGAAUUGUUUUUUGAAACUGGACGUUACAAUUGAAAAUCCCUUACGAAUGUUUAAUAUCGAACUGGAAAUAAUGGACAUAAACGACAACGCACCUUAUUUUAGAAGAGAUGAAAUGCAUUUGGACAUAUCGGAGUCCUCUCAAGUAGGAGAACGGUUCUCGCUGAACAAUGCAGUAGAUCCGGAUGUCGGCAGUAAUUCAGUUAAAACAUACCAUCUGAGCGAAAGUGAUCGCUUUAGUUUAGAAAUUCAGACAGGGAGAGACGGGACAAAAUUUGCUGAUUUGAUUUUGAAGAAGGCUUUAGAUCGUGAGGAGCAGGGUGUUCAUAAUCUAAUUCUCACCGCAGUAGAUGGCGGAGUCCCGACGCGCUCCGGUACAGCCAACAUCUUUGUUCGUGUACUAGAUACGAAUGACAACGCCCCUCAGUUUGAUAAGGAAACAUAUAACAUUAACGUGAUGGAAAACUCCCCUAUUGGAAGUGUUGUUGUUAAACUGAAUGCCACUGACUUAGACGAAGGAUCCAAUUCAGACAUUGUUUACUCUUACAGUUUGUAUACCUCUGAGAAAACACAGAACACAUUCAGUUUAAACCCCAAUACUGGGGAAAUAACGGUGCAGGAAAUGAUUAAUUUUGAAGACUUUAAGAUUUAUGACAUGGAAGUCAUAGCAACGGACAAAGGCGCCAAUCCUUUAUCAGGUCACUGUAAGCUAACAAUUCUAGUCACAGAUAUGAAUGAUAAUCAUCCUGAAAUAUCCAUUAAAUCAUUCAACAGUCCAAUCAAGGAGAAUGUAGCAGUUGAUACAGUGAUAGCAGUGGUAAGUGUCGGUGAUAAAGAUUCUGGUGAAAAUGGAGUAGUUGAUAUAAAAAUUCAGAAGAAUUUACCAUUUGCGCUUAGAGAAUCUUCUGAUAACUAUUAUGAAUUGGUGGUUUCAGAGCCUUUAGACAGAGAGAAAGUGACAGAAUAUGACAUCACAUUCACCGUUACAGACAGGGGAUCCCCUCCGUUAUCUGAUAAUGAAACAAUGACUUUAGAACUACUGGACGUUAACGACAAUGUCCCACAGUUCCCUCAGUCGUUCUACACUAUACCCGUUACUGAGAAUAACGCCCCUGGAGCCUUGUUAUGUUCCCUCACUGCGUAUGAUCCUGACCUCCAUGAAAACCAGUAUCUAGUUUAUUUCAUCAUAGAAAAGGAGAUAGUGAACACCUCCAUGUCCAUGCUGUUCUCCAUCAAUCCGGAGAACGGUAAUCUUUACGCACUAAAGACAUUUGACUAUGAAAUAGAGAAGGAGUUUCUUUUCCACAUUGAGGCCAGAGACUCUGGUGUCCCUCCACUCAGCAGUAACGUGACUGUGCACAUUGUUAUUGUGGACCAGAACGACAACACACCAGUCAUCGUCUCUCCGUGGCGUGCGCACGGGUCCGUGGUGGAGGAAAAGAUCCCCAGAUCCACCGAUAAAGGAUCCCUUGUUUCCAAAGUGAUAGCAAUAGACACGGACUCGGUACAAAACUCUCGAAUAACAUACCAGUUUCUCAAGGUGACUGACGCCACGUUAUUCAGUCUGGACCAAUACAACGGAGAGAUCAGGACUAUGAGAAUGUUCAGUUACAGAGAUCCGCGUCACCAACGGCUGGUUGUCAUCGCCAAGGACAACGGAGAGCCUGCACUCUCUGCUACAGUCACCAUCAAGCUCUCCACGGUGGAGACUGCUGUUAAAGCCUACUCUGACAUGACUGAAGUGCCUCUAGAAUAUGACAUCUUCUCAGACCUCAACCUGUACCUGGUGAUCGGACUGGGCUCGGUGUCGUUUCUGUUACUGAUCACCAUAUUGGUCACCUGCGUGCUGAAGUGUCAGAAACCGAAGCCCAGCAAAGCGGCUCCUCCCUGCAGGAACAGCGUGAUCAGCGAGAGGAACUCCACCAUCGCGGAUUCCACCCUGGUCUCCAACGAUGCGUACUGGUACAGUCUGUUUCUAGCGGAGACGAGGAAGGGAAAGCUGGUAGUCAGACAGCCUGUGUCAAAGGGAUCCAGAUAUAUCGUGUCCAGUAUUCCAAGAAGCACGGGACUGACAGAGACCAGCGACUCAGCUGCUUCUACUCUGCAGGUGAGAAAACUGAUUACCCAAUCUAUUGGUACUUAAUUAACGGUAUCCCAU